This is a messenger RNA of Phasianus colchicus (ring-necked pheasant), 16374 nucleotides long. The record is from RefSeq and is a predicted model, not a curated record. NCBI's taxonomy places the organism in Eukaryota, Metazoa, Chordata, Aves, Galliformes, Phasianidae.
GCGCUCGUCUGGGUGGGUGCGGAUGGGUGCUGCGCGGGAUGUCUGCCAGCCGGCCGCUAACGGAGCGCUUCGCCUCGCUCGGGGGAGUCCGGGAGCUGGCGGUAGCGUCUUUGUGAUGCUGCUAGCUCCUCGGCUGCUUCGGGAAAAAGAGUGCCGGAUCUGCUCCUGACGGCACGCGCUGCCGGCGGGGGCUGCGGCGUGAGGGCUGCCUUGGGAGGCAGAAGGCAGUGCUGCACAGCUUUUGUGAGGGGCUUUAUUUCACGUCUGACUUUUCCGUGGAAAGUCUCACGUGGAGUAGCUGUGCGUCGUCAUCAAAUAACAUUAAGCUAAAAUCUGAGCGUAAGCUUAUUCUGCUUCCAUUCGGUAUUCUGAGGCAGUGUACGCGUAUGUGAUACUUACGGGUGCUUUAGCUGUUGGAAGCUCCACAGCUUUUUAUAGAGCGCGGGUUUAGUAAAAAGGUAAAACAGCCUUCUCCGUCACUUAGUGCCAGAAGAUUUAAAUAUAAUGAUGCUGGGGGAAGGUGAGGCACAAAAGUGAUUUGCCUGAUAUUAAAACCCCGGUGUGGUGCUCUGGUCUGUAGGUGAAGUAGCACUGCUCUGAGCACAGAAGCAUGUUUCUCUUAACCUCGUCCGUCUCUUUGUACAAGAGCAAAUGCACUUAGUAUUCAUCUUUGAAUCUUCUAAUAUUUGUAUAGGUUAAAACACUUGUCAGAAUGAUGUUUUUGAUGAAGAAGCAUAGCUGACAGAAAUCAGUUGUGGAGUUUCUCUUGCCUUACCCAUGGAAGGCACUGAAUCCCAUCCAUUCGCUAUCGGGGCAGGUGUGCAGUUUGUAGAGUCGGGACCAAUACAUGGUGUGAUGCAUCUUUCUGCAUUUUACUCUCACUUGACAUACUAUGUUUUAAAGGAAAAACUCAAUCUUUUUCAAAACUGUAGUUGGAACUCUUAAAGUAAAUUCCAAAGUAUGUUUCUUCUCGCCUGAAUCUGCUCUUUUUCUCAGCUGUAUUAUAAAGGGACUGAUUAAGAAAAAUAUUUGCCAUGAGAAAGCUGUGGAAAGGAAGAAUAGUCAGAGAGGUUGGGAACUGACACAGUAGCAUGACAGAGCAUAUAAAAGGCUGUAAAUCGCCUUUCAAAAAUCAAGCUAGUAGCAAUACUGACAUUUCAUUUACAUGUCAGUGAGACAUCUGGCUCUGGGGAAAAAAAGAGGUGAUGAGGCAUGUGCUGGCUCUUCGGGCAGUUCUGCUUUUCAUUAGUUCACAUGACACAGCUCAUUAUGUUUCUUUUGAACAAAAUCACACAAAGUAAAUAAUGUGGAUUUAGAGUUUCCUUUUGGUUUCUUCAAAGUUUAUAUUUAAACACUAGAAUUUUGCUGUAUUAGCUGUCCUUGAAUUUCUGUUGAACUGUGUCAUAAAGUCUACUUUAUGAAGCUAAAUGCAAAACCUUAUAAAGGUUUUGUUGUGGUGGCAGCUAAAAUGAACGUAGUAAACCAAAAACAUGUUGGUUUUUGGUUGUUGGAGUGUUGGAGUGUUUUAUUCUAAGGCAUUUGUAGACCAAAUAAACACUAUCAGAAAGCAGUAUAAUGUUGAUAGAUUCCAGGAAGUCAUAUUUAACUGUGAGUUUAAAUGGUUUUGGCUGCAACUGAAAUAAGGUAGUGCCUUCGCAAGUACUGACGAUCUCAGCAAAAGCAGAGCAGUUUGUUUCAGACUGGUUUAGACAGUGGUAAAAACUGUUUGUUCAGGCUGUUACUCUUUGAGGAGAAUUAGGGAACAGGACUGUAAGAUCCAUGAGAAUGAGGAAGAGUACACACUGAGGAGUGUUGUGAAAGAUUGCGAGUUAUUGAUAUGUGAUACAGUAGCAAUGAGAGCCUGAUGUGAUUGAAACAACAGGGAGAGAAGAUCAUUGGCAUUUCUUUAUUGCAUAGAAUAUAACUUUCUGUAGAAGGACAUUUUUCUCAAGGUAUUGAUAGUCUGUAUAGUACAGUGUAGUUCAGUGUUCCAGAGGAGUGAGUCCCAGAUGAAAUCUGAUGCCAGGCCUGUGGAUGGGCAUCAAUCCGCAAAACCACAAAGAAGUAGAAAUUAAAAUCAAUUUUGUGAUCAGUUCAGUAGCUGCUGAACAGUCCCAUGCAUAUCUCAAAAUAUAUAGUGGUGAGCAGGGGCAUAACUUCAGUGUCAUUUACAUACUCCCCUGGAUACACUUACUUCUUUCUUACCUGUGGUCAGUGUUUCGGUAUUUCUGUUCGACUCUUAUUUUCUUCCCUGUAUUUAGGUUGACAUCUUCUCGUGACAACUGGUACAUAUGUACUGCUGGAUGUUUCUAUCACAUCCAGUGUGGACACACAGAAAAUAAACAGAUAAACAGGAUUUGAAAGCCUUAUGGGAAUACAUCUAUGCUUGAGAAUACUGACCCAGAUCUUGCAAAUACUGUGAUAGAUUUCUGACAUAAAACAUAGUCUGUGUCACCAGCAUGUGCUUACAGAAGCCUGACCUGACCCAGGUAUGAUCCUGUCGCCUUUAGCUGCUGCUUUUCAGCGAGGUUCUGUACUGAGGUACAGUUCUGCCCACAUGGUGCUGCAAAGAGGGCUUUGGUUUUUGAAUAUAAGCUGCCUUAAAAAAAUGAAACUGUUGGAUUUUUUUGUUGUGUGUGAAGAAUACAUCAUUCACAUACUGUGCAUGAAAACAAAAGUUUUAAAAACACCAGCAUUCCUUUAGUCAGUACCUCUACUUCUUAACAUUCCGUUUUUUAUGCCUUGUGCACAGUAUGUUGUUAGGCUGUAACGUGUUUUAAUGAAACUGAGAACAUUUGAAUAAAAGUACAGAUUAUAGCCCAAAUUUAAAUAUUGACAUACACAACCUAGCAAGUUGCCUAAUUUCAUAUAAGUGGAUCAUGGUUAAAAAGGAAAAAAAUACCUAUCAGUGUUGCUUCCAUUGAGGUUUUGUUGUGAAUGUAAGCAAAGAAAAUUGUCUCUUUUGAGAAACUUUGUACUGAGAAUUCGGUCAGGAAUAUUUUUAUUUCUCUGGAUUAUUUGGCCAGAUGGAUGGAAAAAGAAGCCAUGCUUUCACACAGCUUUUUGCUUUCUUUCUAGAAUCAGCUGUUUCAUGAGGAAGAAAAAACAAAAAAACAAACAAAAAAAAAUGCAGGAUGGUCUAAGUUCCCUCUGUCUUGUUUCACCAACAUAGAAAUGAAACUUCAAUUUUUAUUUAUUUAUUUUUUUUAAGGUUCAGAAUUUCUUUACCAAUCUAUUGCAGACAUCAGUAGAAGGCAAGUUCACAUAUUUUCUGCAUUUUAUCCUGCUAAACAUUAUUGGAUGCAAUUGAGAUUUAUGUCAUUGUGAGCAGUACACAUGACUACAUCGCAGCUUCCCUUAGCAGGAAAGCAUCUAGUUGCACUUCCUUCAUUAGCCAGCGGUGCUGCAGGAGGUGUUAUAUUAGCAAACAUUAUCAGGCAUUGUCUUCUGCUGGCACAUACUGAGGUAAUAACAGUUUUCCUGUUGGUGCAAACUUCGAUAUACUCAUAAGCUAAUCGGCUAACAGUUGCUCAUUACUGAUGUAUACUGCUGGUGUUUUUUGUUGAGAAUGCAGACUUACAGAGGAUACUGAGAAAACAGGGCAUCAAAGGUAUAUGCUCUGCAGAUAGCAGGGCAUGCUUAGAGGUUCAGCAGGGCUUCACCAUUCCUGACUAUCCUGGGCCACAAAGUUGUGUUUAAUGGUAGGCAUGGCACUGUAAUACUCUGUCAUGCAAUAGCAUGCUUUGCUGGGAUACGACUGUCAAUAGACAAUUGACUGCUAGAACAAGUUUUAGGCAAAAAGAUGCUUGGAAAUGUGCACAGUUACAGAAAAAAAAAGCCCCCAGAAGAUGGUGUAUAGACAUGUUGAUUGUUGUCUGUUCUAGCAUUUCGCAGACCCCUGUUUGCCAACUCUCAAAAUGUUACACAGCAGUAGCAGUCCUGCCUGGCAGCACAUACCCAAGCCACCCUUCCAUUCUAUGAGGCUGAGCCUGAAGCUCCUCACCCUGCCCAGCCACACCAACCAACCAGCAGCACUGCCCCACCUUCAGGUCAGGCUGCAGCAAUAAAAGGAAAACACAGAGAGAACAUUUGAAAAUGCAGUGGGAUCAGAGGAAUUAAUGCCUUUAUGUCUUUUUGGAGGGCUGAAAUGUGCAUGUGGGAGAAAGCGAUCAUUAGGAUGACAGUUUGGGAUGCCUGUGGAAGGUGUGGAAUAGGAAAUAGGGAAUGAAAGCAUGGUUUCUACGCACUGUAUGCAAGACCCCCAAGAGCUGAUACCAAGCAAGCCAGGUCUGGGAAAUUGUGAUGUGUUCCAAGAUAAAUUAUUUAUUUUGAUUGUGUGUUUUUGUUUAAUUGAUUCAUUGUUUGCAUUUGUUUGUUUGUUUGUUUGCUGCUUUCACUGGCACUUGGUUUGAUGACCCUUUUUUUCAUCUCUUGAUUGGAAAGAUUGGAAAAUUAUAUACAAUAAGUUUAUUAGUUCACAGAAUCAUGGAAUGGCUUGUGUUGGAAGGGACCUCAAAGAUCAUCUAAUUACAAUCCCCAGCCAUCAGCAGUAUUGCCCUUCUCCAGAUGUAGAUGCCCAAGGGUCCAUCCAACCUGGCCUUGAGCACCACCACGGACUGGACAUCCACAGCUUCUCUGAACAAUCUGUUCAUGUGAUUUAUCACUCUGACCCUUGUCAUAACUAACCUAAAUCUCCCCUUUAAGUUUAAAAACAUUUCUCCUUGUCCUGUCUUUAUCUGCAUGUGUAAAAAGUCAGUCUCCCUCUUGUUUAAAAUCUCCGUUUUAAGUACCAGAAGGCUGCAUUACGAUCUCCCCGCCUCCUUAUUUUCUCCAGACUGAACUAACCCACCUUCCUUAUCCUGUCUUCGUAGGAGAGGUGCUCCAUCCCUCUGAUCAUCUUUGUGGUUCUCCUCUGCACCCAUUUGAAAAGUUCCACAUCUUUUCUGUGCUGGGGGUCCCCGACCUGGAUGCAUUACUCUGGAUGGGGACUCAUGAGGGCAGAGCAGAGGCAGACAUUCCAUCCCUGUCCCUGCUGGCCACCCUCUUCUGGUAGAACCCAGGAUACUGUUGGCCUUCUGGGCUGCAGGUGCACACUGCUGACUCAUAUUCAGCUGUUCAUUCCACCGGAACCCCCAAGAACUUCUCUGCAAGGGUGUUCUCAGUGAAUUCUUCUCCCAGUCAGUAUAGGUACCUGAGAUUGUCCCACGCAUGAUUAGCCUUAUUGAAUCUCAGUUCAGUACAUGUGGACCCACCUUUCAAGCUUGUUCAGGUCUCUCUGGAUGGCAUCCCUUCCUUCUGUUGUAUUAAUUGCACCACGCAGCCCAAGUCAUUUAUAAAGAUGUUGAGGACCACUGGUCCCACCCAGUGCAGACCCCUGGAGAACCCCUUAGUUCCAAGAAUUCAAACAACAGUAGUUGUUACUAAGCUGAAGCAGUAGUAUUGACAAGAUUGGCUCUGAUGAUUUAAAAAAAAAAAAGAAGUCUAUCUCAUAUGAUAGUAACUCAAUGAGUUAAAAACAUGUAAACUUUCUCGAUGGAAUUUCCUUCUUUCCCCCCCCCCCCCCCCCAAAAAAAGCAAUAGCAUGCUAAAAUAAUAGAUGAAAAAGAAUGGGACUUAGUGACUUUUGCUGCUCAAAAUGCUGAAGUAGGCUGCUGGUAAUUCAGUUCAUCACAAAAACUUUUGAUAAUCUAAGUAUUUGGUCUACAGCUGCUGAUAGCAGUCCUGGAAACCUAGUUUUAUGUGUCUCCUCAGGUGUUCUUUUUUCUGCAUUAGACAAAACAUUUUUGAAUUAUCUUUUUGUCUUUCUUUAUCAAAAAUGUGGGAAACUGCAAAAUAAAUAGUUGCAUAAUUCAUAAAUAAGUGUAUUUGUGAGACUGAUAUGUUUAUUGAGGCUACCUCAUUUUCUGUUGCCAAAUUUAGUAGGUACCACAUGAGCUGUUACGAUGAAGCAUCAAAACUGAGGUAGUGAUUUCUUCCUGAGCAGUUAGCAGUUCUGGAGAUACAGCUAGAAACAGAAACAUCUUCAUGUUCUCAAAAAAACAAAUGCAACACCCCAAACCCAAUUAACCACAGGCCUCAGUAAAGAAAGAAUGGGAAAGUCCAAUCCCUUCCAUUUUGGUCUGCAGUGAACUGAAAGACAGAUGUGAAACAUACCUGUUUAAUGCCCAGACUGUUGUCUUACUGUCUAGAGCCAGACAAGGCAUGAAAUGGUUAAAGGAGCUACCUGUUUAUUUUUCAUUCCUUUCCUCCUCCUUCAUUUGUGAGCUGCUAGAAACAGAGGCAUGGUUAGAAAAUGUGUAGUUUCAUGGAAGCUUUUGAAAUUAAACAAUUAUAAAGAUGAUCAUGUUUUUCAGAAGCAAUAUUUUGAGAAACAGGAAACCUGGUUUCUGUGGAGGAGAAACUCUUCUAAUGACAGGUUAUCUAUAAUGCUACCAGAAAGUAAUUGCAUAUGAUAGCAAUGACCUUGCACUAGUGAAAAACUGCACAUUGAAAUUUUUCUUCCGCUGUUCCUUCUUUUACACAGGAGAUAGAAUGAUGCUGUCCUGAGAGAGACCUUCUCAACCUGUGUGAAGAGUACAUAAGAAAUGUCUCUUGCCUGUCCUGCAGUGGGUCUGGACAGCAAAGAAAAACAACAAACUGGUGUUUAUUUUCUGUCAUCCUAAGGAGAGAAUGGUUUAUAUUACUUUCUAAACUAAAAUUCUAAAAACCAAACAGGAGGAAUGAACGUUGGCCUUCCGUACAUUAAUUUCACGUAGGAUCAAAGAAAGUCUUCAGGAGAGGCCACAGUGCUGAAUUAAGUGUUUCAGUUGAUUUCAGAUGUGUAGCUUUCAGCAGUGCUGAGGCCCCUGACUCCAGCUACUGUAGGUAAGAAAUGCAUACCAAGUGCUCUAGGAAACAUCAAACAUUGUGUGUUUUGUUUCAACUGUGUGUGCCAAUUUGCAUCAAAUUAGGCUUUCAAAAAUGAAUGCAUCCAUUAAAAUGGCAAGGGUUUAUUAAAAAAUGUUUCACUGUUCUUGUUUUUCCACAGCCAGAUUGCCCUGGCCUGUCCAAGAGCAGACUGCACAUUUUUCUUUGCGUGUCAGUAAUACAUCUACUAAAGCUGCAGCUGGGCUGUGCACUGGGAAGAAUUCUGAAGGUGGGGAUCAAGUUCCAGCAGACACAUGGAAGUGCAAAGAAGUAAGGCAGUACAAAGCACUAUCUUGCCACGUCCAGUAUUUCUGGUGCCCAAGUUUUCUUGAGACCAACGCAUACGCCAGAUCAUAGCUAUGAGUGAUUUAUAAACAAGUGAUAACUAAGUUCAAAUUAACAGUAAGUGUUUUUAGCUUUAUCUUGGUGACGUAAAUAAAGGAUGGGUGUGGUAGGUAAGUUCUGUCCAAAAAGGUUGCUAAUUUAUUCUUCCCACUGCAAUCCUUUUCCAGUUAGUACCAGCCUAGUAAUAAUGCAUUUCAGUAUUUUCUUUCUCAGUUUUCAGACUUGUCUCUGAGAUCUCAUUCUUCUGUAGAUCCUUUUAUGUUUUUUCUUACAAAGUUAUCUAUAUUUGUUCAUAUUCUCAAUUUUUUAACAUUUACUUCUGUUAAAUCUUUCAGUUCUUCUGUGUUUCUCUGCUUCUGCAAGGACAUGUAGCCAGUGCUCUUUGAAGACCAUGUGGGUUGACGUUCAUAUUUACAUACAUUUGUACAAAUAGUGCUCUAAGAGUCAGUGAAUCCUGAAGAAUAAAAGAUAAUUGUCACUGAUAAAAUUUCAGACCUUCACUGUAUGAUAAUCUAACAUUCCUUGCCAUGUGUCACUCUGUUCUCUAGAUAACCUCCUCAGCACACUGGGAAUGGACAGGCAAGCAGCGCUGCCUUCCAACAGGUGGUUGUACCAAGGCAGGUAUUUCAUGAAAAUAGGACAGCCUAGAACUGCCUCUGCUAUCUCAGAAUCCAUCUGUAGGCCCUUUUUUUGGUUUCUGUUUUCCCUUUCAAUUAAUCCUGGGUUCUGCUUAUUUUGCAAAAGCAGCGAGGGCUUUUUUGCACCAAGGCUGAGAGGAACACACCAGGAGGAAACAUCACUUUGCAACACAACCACAAGAUACUUACUUUAAAACCCUUUAAAAGCUGAGCUGCAAGUGAAGUUGAAGCAUACAGUAGCGCAGCCUGCAUUGUGCCAAACUUGACUGGUAUGCGGUGUUGGUAUGUGUGGGUUUUCCUUCUGCAAUCAAUUACUUUAAUGGUAAGAAGUCAUACUCGUGGUGCAUGUCUGUAUUGGCAAAACUGUUCCAGAUAAAGAACUGGCAUCUAUUUAUAUCAUAAGUCGUGGCGUCGCAGGCUGCAAGCCUACAAAUUCACGCUGCACAUGAGGCAGUCGGUCCUUGCAGGAGGGGCUACACCUGCUGCAGGCAGCACGCACGUGCCCACUAACCAGGUACCAACUCUAACGCACUCCUAACGCACCUCGCUACGACUGCCUGCCCAAACCUUACACGCACGUGCCGGGCGAUGGAGAAGCGAUCUCGGUUACUCCCACGACCGUGAAGGGCAGAUGAGUGUGUGGGUGCGUGACACCAACACCGCGGUACCCAGACGGGCUCGGUCCGGGGAUGCGCGAUGGGAUCUGUAGCCGCCUUCCUCCGCAGGUGCCUCCCCUCCUUGGUGCGCUCGCCCAGAUCCGCGCUUCCCCUCGGAAUCCUCCAAAGGGUCCGGGAUCGGGCAGGGGGUGCCGGGCGCGGAGCGGGGCGCGGCGGGUCGGAGCCGGCGGCGCGGGCGGCUGAGCCCUCCCACCUCGCUCGAUUUCGGCGAGGAAGGUGAAACGCGGAAGUUGCCAGCCGGAGCUGUCAGACGGCCUCCGGCUUUGCAGCCUGCAGCAUGCAGCACCGAUAAAAGCACCGAGGCGGGCACCCUGCCGUGCGUGCAGUCGACUCCUGCGCCCUCCGCAUGGCGACGUUACCCGCCGCUGACCGGAGGGCGUUCGCCCUGAAAAUCAACAGGUACUCCUCUGCAGAAGUAAGAAAGCAAUUUACCCUCCAACCAGGCUUUGCACAGUUCUGUCAGCGUAGUUUAAGUACUCCUGGCUUUUCUACUCUUCAUCUGCCUUCCUUUUAUGAUGCAGUAGACCCAGUAGAUUUCGAAGGCUUCCUGAUGACACAGCUGAACAACUUGGACUCAGAAAUGGCACAUGAACUUGGUGAUUUUCCUGAAGAUGACUUGGACAUUGUCUUUACACCUAAAGAAUGCAGGACUCUGCAGCCUUCUAUGCCAGAAGAUGGGGUUGAGCUGGAUUCACAUGUACGAGACUGUGUUCAGACCUAUAUCCGGGACUGGCUGAUUGUGAAUAGAAAGAACCAAGGGAACUCAUACAUUUGCAGUUUGAAAAAUAAGGGAUCCCGAAAAGAUUUUCACAAGCAUCUGCAGAAACAAACGUUUGAAUCAGAAACUUCAGACUCUAGUGAAGCAAGCUUUCAGGUCGGGCCCAGGGCUGUGCACAUGCUCCCUGAGGACACCUCCAAGACUGCUCCAGCCUCCUCUGACUUUGACCUGCGCAGCCUGCAGCCGGAUCCCCGUCUGGAAAACCUGCUGCGGCAUGUCAGUGCAGAGGAGUUUGAGAGGCAGAAUGAGGAAGCCCGACGAACCAACAGGCACGCUGAGCUCCUUGCCCUCUACCCGUCUGUGGAUGAGGAAGAUGCAGUGGAAAUACGCCCAGUGCCAGAUCGCCCAAAGGAACACCUGGGCAACAGGAUUCUGGUAAAGCUGCAGACUCUGAAGUUUGAUAUAGAGAUUGAGCCUUUGUUUGCAUGCAUAGCUCUCUAUGAUAUAAAAGAAAGAAAAAAGAUCUCUGAAAAUUUCCACUGUGACCUGAACUCUGAUUCAUUAAGAGGAUUCUUGCGUUCUCAUACACCCUCCACCGACUUGUCUACUCUGGCAAGAUCAGCAGUGUUUUCUGUCACUUAUCCCUCAUCAGAUAUAUACUUAGUAAUAAAGAUAGAAAAAGUGCUUCAGCAAGGAGAAAUUGGAGAUUGUGCAGAACCCUACAUGGUUCUUAAAGAAAAUGAAACUGGCAAGACAAAAGAAAAGAUUGAAAAACUGAAAGCCCAAGCUGAAUGCUUUUGUCAACGACUAGGGAAAUACAGAAUGCCAUUUGCCUGGAUUCCCAUAAGUCUAACUAAUUUCUUCAAUGUUUCCACACUCGAACGAGAAGUAUCUGAGGCUGAAGGUUUGAACGGGAAAGGAUCAACUAGUGAGAAGAGGGCAACACUAUUACAAGCAAGAAGACUUUCUGAGAGAAGUCUCAGCACUGAGGACAGUUAUCCAGUGUCAAACUUCAAAACUGUCUCCCUGACCCACAGUACUUUCUUUAAACAGGAAGGAGACAGGCUUAGUGAUGAAGAUCUGUUCAAAUUUUUAGCUGAUUUCAAAAGAUCAUCUUCCUUGCAGAGACGAAUUAAGACUUUACCAGGAACACUUAAACUGGAGAUCUCUCCAGCUCCUGAAAACCUUGGUUACUGUCUGACACCAGAAUUGCUACCAGUGAAACCCUUCCCAGAAAAUCGUAGUCGUCCUCACAAAGAGAUUUUGGAAUUCCCAAUUAGAGAAGUGUAUGUUCCCCAUACUAUUUAUAGAAAUCUCCUCUAUGUUUACCCCCAAAGGCUGAAUUUUGCUAACCGACCAGCUUCUGCAAGAAACAUUACCAUCAAGAUCCAGUUUAUGUGUGGUGAAGACCCGUCUUGUGCAAUGCCGGUAAUUUUUGGAAAAUCUUCAGGUCCAGAAUUUGUGCAAGAGAUAUAUACAGCUAUCACAUAUCAUAACAAGUCUCCUGACUUUUAUGAAGAAGUGAAAAUAAAACUGCCAGCAAAACUCACGGAGAAACACCAUCUAUUGUUCACUUUCUAUCAUAUCAGCUGCCAGCCAAAGCAAGGAGCAUCUGUGGAAACUCUCAUUGGAUAUUCAUGGCUGCCAAUUCUGUUAAAUGAUCGUCUUCAAACAGGACAUUAUUGUCUUCCUGUUGCAUUGGAUAAGCUGCCAUUCCACUAUUCAAUUCACUCUCCUGAGAAAGUCCCAUCACAGACACCACCUAUCAAAUGGGUUGAAGGACACAAAGGUGUUUUCAAUAUUGAAGUGCAAGCUGUUUCAUCUGUUCAUACCCAGGACAAUCACUUGGAGAAGUUCUUCACUCUUUGCCAUUCUCUGGAAAGUCAAGUGACCUUCCCCAUUCGACUGAUGGACCAGAAGAUCACUGAGGCUACACUGGAACAUGAACUGAAACUCAGCAUUAUCUGUUUGAAUUCUUCACGACUGGAACCUCUUGUUUUAUUUUUACAUCUGGUACUAGAUAAACUUUUCCAGCUAGCUGUACAGCCUAUGGUCAUAGCUGGCCAGACAGCUAACUUCUCACAGUUUGCCUUUGAAUCUGUGGUUGCAAUAGUGAACAGUCUCCACAACAGCAAAGACCUGAGCAAAGAUCAGCAUGGGAGGAACUGCCUCCUGGCAUCGUAUGUCUACUAUGUAUUUCGCCUGCCAGACCCCCAAAAAGAAGUGCCAAAACUAGGUGCAGGGGGCAGUGCUGCUCUGACGGAGUCUCGUUAUUACACAUUUGGACGCACUUCUGCAGUGUCUGUCGGGAGUAAAUUACUGCAGAGCCGAGUGAUAAGCUGCAGCAAUCCUGACAUCACUGUUACACAGUCAGCUGCUGAUGAAGAGGUCAAAAACAUCAUGUCAUCCAAGCCUGCAGAUCACAGCUCCAGUCGGAUGUCGUUUUACAUUGAAGGAACAAAUGACACGCCAGGUGUAUGUGCAAGCCCAAGACCAUCCAGUAAAAAGCAUUUCCAUGAGGAGUUGGCACUGCAGAUGGUGGUCAGCACGGGUAUGGUGAGAGAGGCUGUCUUCAAAUAUGCCUGGUUCUUCUUUGAACUCCUGAUAAAGAGUAUGGCUCAGUACGUUCACAGUAUAGACAAGCAAGACAAUGUACGAAGAAGCCGGUUCUCUGACCGUUUCAAAGAUGAUAUUACCACUAUAGUUAACGUGGUUACUUCUGAGAUUGCUGCACUUUUAGUCAAACCCCAGAAGGAAAAUGAACAAGCAGAAAAAAUUAACAUCAGCCUGGCCUUUUUCCUGUAUGAUCUUCUUUCUUUAAUGGACCGAGGAUUUGUGUUUAAUCUCAUCAAACAUUACUGUAAUCAGCUCUCAAACAAGCUGAAUUCUCUUUCCACCCUGAUUUCCAUGAGACUGGAGUUCCUGAGAAUUCUCUGCAGCCAUGAGCACUACCUGAACCUAAACCUCUUCUUCAUGACCUCUGCCUCUACGCCAGCAUCUCCUUCACCCUCUUUGUCCUCACAGAAUUCUAGCUCCUGCUCCAGCUUCCAGGACCAGAAGAUUGCUGGUAUGUUUGACCUCUCAUCAGAAUACCGUCAGCAGCACUUUCUGACUGGAUUACUCUUUACAGAAUUGGCAGCAGCACUGGACGCAGAUUGUGAGGGGAUUAGUAAGGUGCAAAGAAAAGCAGUCAGUGCUAUCCUUAGCCUGCUGAGUUCCCAUGACCUAGACCCACGUUGUUCCAAAAAAGAGAUGAAGAUUAAAAUUGCUGCUCUCUACCUCCCUUUGGUUGGUAUAAUUUUGGAUUCACUUCCACAGCUCCAUGACUUUACAAUUUCAGAUGCCCGCAGCGGAAAGGGGCGCACAGGAAACCCAGAAGAAGAACAGGAGUCUGCAGGUGCAAUCAGUCAAAAUGUGGCACUUGCUAUUGCAGGGAAUCAGUUCAACCUCAGGAGCUCUGGAACAUCUCUGACGUCCUUGUCCUACAGGCAGAGUGCCACAUUAAGUCCUGAUACUACUCGCAACCUUCUGAUCUGUUUCCUCUGGAUCAUGAAAAAUGCUGAUCAGAAUCUAAUACAGAAAUGGAUUGCAGACCUUCCAUCCAUGCAGCUAAACAGGAUCUUAGACCUCCUUUUUGUUUGUGUUUCGUGCUUUGAAUACAAGGGCAAACAAAGCUCAGAUAAAGUUAGCAACCAAGCACUCCAGAAGUCCAGAGACGUUAAAGCCAGAUUAGAAGAGGCUUUGCUGAGAGGUGAAGGAGCCAGAGGAGAAAUGAUGAAGCGCUGCAGAAUACCAGCUGGGAAUGACAGGUCAGCAGGACUAAAUGAAAACCUGAGGUGGAGAAAGGAGCAGACUCACUGGCGGCAAGCAAAUGAGAGACAAGAUAAGACAAAAGCAGAGCUAGACCAAGAAGCUCUCAUCAGUGGAAACCUGGCAACUGAAGCUAACCUGAUCAUUCUUGACAUGCAAGAGAACAUCAUCCAGGCAAGCUUUGCAGCAGAGUGCAGAGACAAUCUUUUGGGAGGAGUUUUGAAGGUCCUGGUAAAUUCUCUUGGCUGUGAUCAGAGCACCACUUACCUGACUCACUGCUUUGCUACACUCAGAGCACUCAUUGCUAAGUUUGGAGAUUUCCUGUUUGAAGAGGAGGUGGAACAGUGUGCUGACCUCUGUCAAAGAGUUCUCCAUCACUGCAGCAGCAGCAUAGAUAUCACACGGACUCAAGCCUGUGCUACUCUUUAUCUCCUCAUGAGAUACAGCUUCAGCUCUACCAGUAAUUUUUCAAGAGUAAAGAUGCAGGUAACCAUGUCACUAGCUUCUUUGGUUGGCAAAUCACCCGAGUUUAAUGAGGAAUUCCUUCGACGAUCUUUACGAACUAUCCUGGCCUAUGCAGAGGAAGAUGCAGAUAUGCAGGCAACUCCGUUUCCCCUUCAGGUAGAGGAGCUGCUGUGUAAUCUGAACAGCAUCCUGUCAGACACAGUGAAAAUGAGGGAAUUUCAGGAAGAUCCAGAAAUGCUCAUGGACCUUAUGUACAGAAUUGCCAAAGGGUACCAGACAUCACCCGACCUGAGACUGACUUGGCUGCAGAACAUGGCAGAGAAGCACACCAAAAGGAAGUGCUACACAGAAGCAGCUAUGUGCCUCAUCCAUGCUGCUGCACUGGUGGCAGAGUACCUCAGCAUGCUUGAAGAUCGCAGCUAUCUCCCAGUGGGCAGUGUCAGCUUUCAGAACAUUUCAUCCAAUGUGCUGGAGGAAUCCGCUGUUUCAGAUGAUGUUCUGUCUCCAGAUGAAGACGGUAUAUGUUCUGGGAGAUACUUCUCAGAAAGUGGCCUUGUAGGGUUACUAGAACAAGCAGCAGAACUCUUCAACACGGGAGGGUUGUAUGAAACUGUGAAUGAAGUGUACAAAAUUGUCAUCCCCAUACUGGAAGCACAUCGAGACUUCAGGAAGCUUACCUUGACACAUAGCAAGCUACAGAAGGCCUUUGACAGCAUUAUUAAUAAGGGACAAAAGCGAAUGUUUGGAACUUACUUUCGUGUUGGUUUCUAUGGAUCCAAAUUUGGUGACUUAGAUGAACAGGAAUUUGUUUACAAGGAGCCUGCAAUUACCAAACUUCCUGAGAUUUCUCACAGAUUAGAGGGAUUUUAUGGCCAAUGCUUUGGGGAAGAUAGCGUGGAAGUGAUUAAAGACUCUGCUCCUGUCGACAAAAGAAAGCUGGAUCCCAAUAAGGCAUACAUACAGAUUACUUUUGUGGAGCCAUAUUUUGACGAAUAUGAGAUGAAAGACAGGGUAACUUACUUUGAAAAGAACUUCAACCUCUGUCGGUUCAUGUACACUACGCCUUUCACCAUGGAUGGGCGCCCUAGAGGAGAACUUAGUGAGCAGUACAAGAGGAACACCAUUUUGACCACAAUGCAUGCUUUCCCCUAUGUCAAAACUAGAAUAAAUAUCAUCCAAAAAGAAGAGUUUAUUUUAACACCAAUUGAAGUUGCUAUUGAAGAUAUGCGGAAAAAAACACAAGAACUAACUGCAGCUACGAACCAAGAGCCACCAGAUGCUAAAAUGCUACAAAUGGUUUUGCAGGGCUCAGUUGGAGCCACUGUAAAUCAGGGACCACUAGAGGUAGCACAAGUGUUCCUGGCUGAAAUUCCAGCAGACCCCAAACUUUAUCGACAUCACAACAAACUGAGGUUGUGCUUCAAAGAGUUUAUAAUGAGGUGUGGUGAAGCAGUGAAUAAAAACAAGCACCUUAUUACUGCUGACCAGCGGGAAUAUCAGCAAGAACUCAAAAAGAACUAUGGGAAGCUAAAGGAGAACCUUAGGCCCAUGAUUGAGAGAAAGAUCCCAGAGCUGUACAAACCUGUAGUGAAAGUUAACAGCACCAGGGAAUCGUUUCGUAACCAGAGUUUCAGGAAGUAUGAUGCCCAGACUUCACAGAGCACCUAAGGACUAGCUGCUUCUGCCAAGGAAGAGCUUUGUGCCACAAGCCAGAAGUAUUCAACACCAGUAAAAUCAUAAAUCUCCUCAUACAGAACAGCAUGUGUGCUUUCUGGACAGCAUACAGAAAAGCAUUUACAUGUGAUCUCAGAAGACUCCAAAUCAUCUGUAAAUCAUGAGGGCUUGGAAGGGAGGGGUUGCUUUUUAGAUGCUUUUGCAUUUAUUGUAAAAUAGUCAUGUAAUGCCAAGGAUGGAUGCCAUUGGAAGGGUCAGUGGCAUGAUACUGGUCACCACUGACAGACUCAGAACUCUGUGAGGGUUGGCUGAGGCGUUACAUGAAUCCAGACAAGAUGUCUACUGAGUGCUAAGGAAUGAUGUCUAUUUACUUUCCUUUUCCAAAAACAGCAUUUGUCCUUGUCCACUUGGCGGGAGAGCACAUUCUGCAAGUUAAUCACAUGCUUAAAUGUUUUCUUAAUGACAGGGGACAUAGGUACCUGCUCAGUGUCCGCUGAGCUGGAGCUUUAGUUAGGAAAAAUUCCCUUGGGCAGUUUCUGUCACUAGUUUCCAUCACAGUCUUUAACUGCCGAGAGAGUUCUGCACAAAUUCUUUCACCAAAGCUCAGAAAAUAGGAAGUAGCAGCAAGGAAUUUUUACAGAUUUUUUAAAAAUGUUUAAAUGUAGAGACAGUUACUUGACACACAGUUGGAUUUCUUAAUAAUUAAUGUCAUGUUUAGCAAAGCUAACGAGUAAUAGUUUAAAAUAGAAGGCGCUAAGCUAUGUAAUUUUUGUGAUUUUUAUUAUGUAAUGCUAUUAUGUAAAUAACCUUUUUCAAAGUUACAGCAUGCAAUGAGAGAAUUUCCUACAGUGCACUUACUCAGGCUUUACUGCAUCUUUGGAGAAAUUAGCACGUAAUUUAUGAUGCCCAAUGCUUAGAAUUUUCUGAGCCCUGGACAAAUAUUUUACUAAAUAAUUUUCACAGCACUUCUCUGAAGUAAGGAAAUAUUACUGCUAUUUUGCAGAUGGGGAUAAGGAUGUUGGUACGCAACAAAAGCUGUUAAGACUUCAGAACUCAUUUAGUGAGGCCACGGCAGAGUCACAGUUUGCACUGUGUUUACUGUGUAAUGCUUAUGUUUUGAAAUAAAAUUCCCUCGAUAUUA